Molecule: messenger RNA, 2680 nt
Organism: Aphanomyces invadans
Lineage: Eukaryota; Oomycota; Saprolegniomycetes; Saprolegniales; Verrucalvaceae
Exons: 4
Coding region: 25-2514 (829 amino acids)
Biological process (GO): regulation of Rab protein signal transduction
Cellular component (GO): cytoplasmic vesicle
Source: RefSeq, a predicted model, not a curated record
GCAGCACCAGACAGGACGUCCUUCAUGACGUCGACGAUGCUCGUGCGGACGGCGUCCACGGCGGUGGUGACGCUUGACGCCGUCGUCCACGACCCCCACAUGCAUGCUGUCUUCCUCAAGUACCUCUCGGAGCACGACCCAAAGAACUUUGCACGUCUCCUCUUUCUGGUCAGCGUGGACGAGUUCAAGAAACUCGCGCCCACGGACGAUAGCAGCCAUAGCCCCACGACCCAGCGCGUCAACUACGCCAAGAAGAUCAUUCACAAGUACAUGGCGGAAGACUCAUUCUUUUACAUCGGACGCGCAGAACGUCCGCUCCUUCAAGAUGGCAACCAAACGGUUGCGUCUUUCGGACAACUUCUCCACCACGACUUGCAUCUGUGCAGCGGCCUCAGCGCCAACCCUGAUCUCUUCCUCGAUGUCGAAACCGCCAUCUUGACUGCCAUGGCGCCAAGCUUUCAAGCGUUCUCCGCCACGCCGGCGUUUCAAUCGUUAGUGAACAUGGAAAUGCUCGUCCCGCCCAUCGAAGAAGUCGAGCUGCAGCACGCCUCAAGCAGCUUCACCCUAGAGCGUGUCCUCGCAAAUCGACGACUCUGCUGCGUCUUUUGGCUCUUCCUCUUCAAGGAGCGUACGCAUGCUCCACUGAGCUUCUGGAUGGAGACGACAUAUCGCGUGCUACCGUUGGUCGAGUCCAACGAGGCGGCAACCGCGACGUCAUCUUUAACGCAUCUUGGCCGGGUCCUCCAGACGAAGUACUUUGACCACAGCGCAAACGCCCAAUUGCACGUCCACGGCGACAUCCAGCUGACUGUCGUGGAAGGUAUCCAGGCGCACUUGGCCGAGUGGAGCGCCGGCAACUUUUCAAAUGUCUCCAGUAUGGCGCGGCUCCUGCGACAGCUCCUUCGCCACGUGAAAGAAGUGCUGCAAGUGAACCAUUUUGUCCGAUUCAUUCAAAGCCCGAGCUUCCAUUCCAUGCUGCUCGCUCCAUCGCGCAAUCGGUUGUGCCUCAGCCCCCACAAAACACAGUCCAGAGCGACCGCAUCGGUGCUGCAGGGCUCCACAAGACCAAUGUCACCGUAUAGCUCGAGCAGCAGCAGCAGUGACGAUGGCAGCAGCGACAGCAGUGGCUCCAACUCGACACUUCAAGACGUCGUGCACGUGAUGAACGUGCAUUCGUCGCACCAGUCUCCGCUGUCCAUCGGAGCAUCGUUCCCCUCUGGCUCGAGCUCGACGCCGGUGGACUCCAUCGCCGGCGUCUUGCACUUCGCCCUCCAUCCGUCGCACAAGUCGUCCUUUGACACAGACAUCCUGUUCGACGCAACCACAUCGUCUUCCGCGACAAACCAAUCGCAAUUACCAGAGCAUCUCGACGCAUUCUUUGCACCAGGAGGGACACCGCCCAUGGUGCGCAGCCAGACGCAGCCACCGUCGUCACUCUUCCACCUUACCAUCGGUCCGACUGAUCGUCCGUUUUACAUGGUUUGCCUCACGCGCUACGUGGCCAUCACGGCGCCGGCCGAACUGAAUCCAUUAGAACUCGUCCUCCUCGAGCAGAAAAACCUCCACCGGUUCGUGCUCACGGGGUUGUGCGUGCUCAGCUAUGCCCCGAACUUUGACACAAUCCGGGGUCGCCUCCGACAACUGCACAUGGAAGCUUUGAACGCGCCAACUUCGAACUACGCGACAAGUACGAAGUGGCGGCCCUCCCUUGACCAGCUCGCUGAGCUGACCGAGCCAUCCAUGGCACAAACGGAAAUAACGAUACAGACGCUUUUCACGUGCCUGGCUCCACCCCACGUCCUUCAAGUCGUCGCUGCCAUCCUCUGCGAACGAAAAGUGCUGCUCAUCUCGUCGCAUGUGUCGGUUCUCACAACGGUGGCGGAAACGUUUCGGUUGCUCCUGCGGCCACUCGAGUGGCCCCAUGUGUUUGCCCCCGUUCUGCCAGAAUGCAUGGUGGACUGCCUCCACUGCCCGACGCCGUUCGUAUUCGGUGUGCACCGAGCAGGGUCGGCCACGGCGUUGGAUAUUGUACAGGACUCGGAUUCAACUAUCGUCGUGGUCGACUUGGACCAUGACCGCGUCGACUGUCAUUUCAAGUCGAGCCACCAUCGCCGCAGCCGACGCAGUUCGAAUGGGAAAGACCGCCCCGUUACGUCGGCUGCUCCCGGCCCCGACGUCCUACCCCAAGCCGCCGCCCUUGAAGACUCGCUACGAACGCUCUUGCGGCCGCAUGUCGAGCGCAGCGACGACAUCGACUGCCCACGAAGAGAUGACCACACUAGUUUUCCGGAAGCUGCCGUUCUUGCACUGUUUCGAGAGACGUGGGAUCACAUGAUGGAUCGCAUGGAAGAGUUCAGCUUUGUCCUGGCAGACGAAGGCGACAGCAUGGUCGUGUUCGACUCGAUUGGGUUUCUUCAACAGAACCAAGGCGCCGAGUUCGCCUUCUAUCAAGCGUUUUUGAAGACACAGCUAUUCUCACACUACAUUGCGACCCACGCUCUCCUCCGCGACUAGACGCUGCCGCCGGCUCACCCACGUGUCAUGCGAGGAAUAGCUGCAUGCGCCCAAGGGGCAACGACGAGCCGUGGCGACUCUCGCAGACGAGAAGCGGCGGCGCACACUCUUGUAGGUCACGACUUUGUGAUAAUGGGAGUGAUUUAUUCGACAACGCCAAUCAUCC